Molecule: messenger RNA, 1489 nt
Organism: Clarias gariepinus (North African catfish)
Lineage: Eukaryota; Metazoa; Chordata; Actinopteri; Siluriformes; Clariidae
Gene: jmjd7
Product: jumonji domain containing 7
Exons: 8
Coding region: 226-1161 (311 amino acids)
Molecular function (GO): 2-oxoglutarate-dependent dioxygenase activity
Source: RefSeq, a predicted model, not a curated record
GCUAUGUCAGCGUGAUCAUUACACAUGUAUAGGUGUUGUGUAUGUUACAAUAGCUAUGCAUUAACAAACACAAUAUCGCUCGAGUAUUACACUAGGUUAUUGCUUUAUCAGCCAGAUCUUGGUUGGGUAUAAAAGUUUUCCUGUUUAUAAUGAGUUAUCUUAAGUGACAGCUGAGUGUUUUUUUUUGUUGUUGUUGCUCUGGGCAGCCUGAUGUGAGAGAAGGCUAUGGAAGAAGUGAGAAAUUGUUUGAGAAACUUCCCAAAAGAGGCUCGGGAGCUUUAUCUUAAUGAGUCAGUACCUUAUCUGGAUGGGCCGCAGUCCCCUUUACAGUUCUAUCGGGACUGGAUCAGCUCUAAUAAACCCUGUAUCAUCCGCAAUGCAUUUAAUGACUGGCCUGCUUUGUCUAAAUGGAACGCCACCUAUCUCAGGCAGGUUGUGGGCUCAAAGCUCAUCAGUGUUGCUGUUACACCAAACGGCUAUGCGGAUGCUGUUAAUAGAGACCGCUUUGUGAUGCCCGAAGAGCGCCAGAUGACUUUCUCAGCUGUGCUGGACAUUAUAGAGGGCAGAGAAAAGCACGGUGGUGUGUUUUACGUGCAGAAGCAGUGCUCAAAUCUGACCGAGGAACUGCCAGAGCUCACAGGAGACGUACAGGUUCACAUUCCCUGGAUGAGCGAGGCGCUGGGAAAAAUGCCUGAUGCUGUGAAUUUCUGGUUGGGAGAAGAGCAUGCAAUUACCUCUAUGCACAAAGACCACUAUGAGAACCUUUACUGCGUUAUCUCUGGAGAGAAGACAUUUAUUUUAAUCCCUCCCACUGAUCGACCUUUUAUACCAUAUGAACUCUACCAGCCUGCUACAUACAAACAGAAGCAAGAUGGCAGCUUUGAAAUAGUGGAUGAAGAUGAUUCAGAAAAGGUGCCAUGGAUUCCCCUGGAUCCUCUUAAUCCAGACCUAGAUCGCUUUCCGUCCUACAGACAGGCCCAGCCCUUGUGCUGUACAGUAAGAGCAGGAGAGAUGCUUUACCUCCCCUCUCUCUGGUUUCACCAUGUUCGCCAGUCUCAUGGAUGCAUAGCAGUGAAUUUCUGGUAUGAUAUGGAUUAUGAUAUCAAGUACAAUUACUUUCAACUAGUGGAGUCUCUAACCGGAGUUGUGGGUUCACCAUAAAGCUUUGAGCUCUUCAUCAAAUCACCUUCAGAGAGUGAACACUGGACCCAGGGGAGAAAUACACUCUGAAUAGGACAAGAGCGCAACACCAAGUGUAAUUUUUUUCCACCAAUCCCUAUGAGCCCCAUGACAAUUUAGGAGAAGGGAGGAAAUUGGAGAACCCAGACAGACAUGACUCGUACAUGCAACCCUGCAGCAUCCUGAGCUCAGAAUCGAAUCCCGAUCCCUGAAGCUACUUGAUUUGAACUUCAUGACUUUUAAACAUUCUACUCCAUUCAUGCACAACAAAUAACCAGUUUCUGUGUAAUAAAUACAGUUUUAUUAACUA